Chaetomium fimeti is the source of this 2834-nucleotide messenger RNA. Its product is annotated as P-loop containing nucleoside triphosphate hydrolase protein. Lineage: Eukaryota; Fungi; Ascomycota; Sordariomycetes; Sordariales; Chaetomiaceae. Gene Ontology annotation, molecular function: ATP binding; ATP hydrolysis activity. The record is from RefSeq and is a predicted model, not a curated record. Bases 171 to 2570 code for a protein of 799 amino acids. The transcript is spliced from 2 exons.
GCCGUUUAGGUAAAACGACGGUGGCAGAAAUCUACAAAGACUUUCUCAUUGAGUCCAAAGUAUGGACAGAGACGUGGAAGGAAGACAUCAGAAUAUAUGACGACAUAGAUCCGGAAGACUACAGUAAUUCGCCUAUUAAAAAUAGGCUUAGUGAUGACGAAGUGACCGUCAUGACUGGAAGCGUUACCGGCGUCUUAAAACUGCUCGGGAAACGGCCACACAGCAGAUGGGAGUGUUGGCGACGGCUUCAACUCCAAGACUACGACGACGAGCGGCUCCGAGUAAUGCUUCUACGGCUCAUUGAGCGCAACAAUCUGCAGAUUGAUGGGGGCCCUGAGAGCCCGUAUCCUCUCAUGGUUGCCAGGCGUGUCGGCCGAGGUCGAAACACAGAUGGCUUUGGAAACAUACAUGAGAUAAAGCUGGCCUUUGAGCAAACGCUCGAGCGGCAAGCCUAUCGCCUGAAACAGGCCCAGUUGGGUGCGUUGAGACUGGGUGACAUCUCUACUGCCAGUCGGCCCGACGAGAGCGAGGCAAAGUCAACCAACGACGACUCUGAGGCGGUCCUUACCAUGGAAGACUUCAUGGGACCUGAGCCUGCCGAGCUUUGGGAGGAAAGUGCAGCGUGGAAAAAGCUCGAUCGGAUGGCCGGGCUCGAGGACGUGAAAAAGGCUGUCAGAUCUCUGAUGCGGCUCUCCAAGACCAACUACCGGCGGGAACUGCAGGGCAAGGAGCCGCUGCAAAUGUCUCUCAACCGCCUGUUUCUUGGCCCAUCGGGAACCGGCAAGACGACCGUGGCCAAGCUUUACGGGGAGAUUCUGGGAGAGCUGGGCCUCGUCUCAUCCAAGGAAGUCAUCAUCACGACUCCAAGUGACUUUAUCGGACCAUAUACUGGUCAGACGGAACAGAGAACCAGCUCCAUUAUCGAAUCGGCGGCCGGCAAGGCGUUGAUCAUCGACGACGCCCACACCUUUUUCACCAGAGACGAGACCUCUUUUCUCGGCGACGACCUCGACAGCUUCCGCCGGGCGUGCAUCGACACGCUGGUGUCUCGGAUCCACAAUAGGCCGGGGGAAGACCGCAGCGUCAUAUUGAUUGGAUACGCCGACAAGAUGGAAGAUAUGUUCCAGAAGUGCAACCCGGGCCUGAAGAGGCGGUUUCCGCUUGAGGAAGCAUUCCGUUUUCACGACUACGACGAUAAACAGCUCAAUGAGAUCCUCCGGAUCAAGAUGGCCAAGGAGGAAAUCACGGCUAGCAAAAAAGCCAUGGAUGUGGCCGCCGAAGUGCUUCGCCGAGCCAGGGAUCGUCCCAACUUUGGGAACGGUGGCGAUGUCGACAACCUUUUGAAUCAGGCCAAAGCCCGUUUCCGGGAAAGGAAAGCUGCCGAGAAAGAAAAGCAGGCGAAGGGCGAAGGGGACGCAGGUCAAGGUGCUGCUGGCGCCAACGGCGAAGUGGUGCAUCAUGAUGAUGAGGAUGGCGAUCGGGACUUCCUCGAGGAAGAAGAUCGCGUCGUAAUCGCUUUGGAACCUCAGGACUUUGACCCGGAGUGGGAUCGCGGCAUCAACCCGGAAAGCGGCGGCAAGGCAUCAUCGCUCUUCGACGGCCUGCUUGGUUUUGACGAGAUCAGGAAGCAGUUCGAGGGCUAUCAACUCAUGGCCGCCAACAUGCGCCGAAGGGGCAAGGAUCCCAGGGAGAGCAUCCCCUUCACAUACGUAUUCAAAGGUCCACCGGGGACAGGCAAGACGCACACGGCCAGGAUCAUGGGCAAGAUGUUCUACCGCAUGGGCUUCCUGUCCACCGACGAAGUGGUCGAGUGUUCGGCCAGCCACAUGAUUGGCCAGUACUCGGGCCAGACAGCCCCCAAGGUGGUCUCGCUCCUGGACAGCGCCCUGGGCAAGGUGCUCUUCAUCGACGAGGCAUACCGUCUCACGUCCAGCCGCGGCGGCCGCGGCUUCGAGUCGGAGGCGAUCGGAGAGCUGGUCGACUGCAUGACCAAACCCCGGUACCUGCGCAGGAUGAUCAUCAUCUUGGCCGGAUACAACAAAGAUAUGAGCCAACUGCUGAAGUCCAACGCCGGCUUGAGAGGCAGGUUUCCCACCGAGAUUCGCUUUAGGCCCAUGGACGAAGGGCUAUCUCGGGAUCAUCUGAUGAAGCUCCUGUCGAAACAAGACAUAACGAUCCACGACGAGAAGCCGGCCAGCAGCGACGAGCACGAGACGGUCCUGCGGUUGUUUUACAAGCUGGGAGUGACCGAAGGGUGGUCCAACGGGCGGGACAUCCAGUCUUUGGCCAAUGUCAUUACGGCCGAGGUUUACAAGAGAAUACCACCAACACCUGUGGAGUCAGACGGCAACAGCGAAAGUGAAGGUGUGAUUGGGAGUGUGAAGGGGGAGGAGAAGGAGACAAGUACUAGCGCAGGCGCGGGCGCUGAUGCGGAUGCAUCAAACUUGGACAGUCUGCAUAUCUCCACCAAGGACCUGAUCAAGUUCCUGAAGGACCUGUUACGGGAACGCAUCAAGGCAGCCGGUUCUGGGGACAACUCUGGCAACCAAUUCUCCGGUGCAGCUCAGUGAGGUAGGGCGUGAGUCGUGAUAUGGGAUGGGUUUUUUUACGGUGUGGUGUACCUUGGGAUCAAAACAAGUCAGGCUGGGGCAAGCUUAUGUUUUAUGCAAAAGUUCCCUUGCAAAACCUAAAUCGACCUCGAAUCGACCCAUGCCAUGGGCUCUUCUGAGUUUGGAUACCACUUGUCUUACUUAGUGUACGAUACUGGUUAGGGAGGUUUGUUACAGCGUACGAUACCUUGAUUCCAAAGUUAAAAACCCCAACCUCGACAGCAC